AUGGAUCUCUUUCCUGAAGAACAUGACGGUAUAGCGGUACAGGAUGACGACGACGACGUUGAUUCGCUUGAUGCUGGGAGUCUCAAAACUGAUUCGACGUCACUCUGCAGCUGGGUGGCCGAGUAUAGAGAGGAGAAUGGCCGGACUUAUCACAGUUACAAAGACGGUGCUUAUUAUGGUGCGAACGAUGAAGAUGCAAAGUGUCACAUGGAUAUCUGUCACGCACUUUACACGCAGACUUUCAACGACAAGCUUUUCCUCGCACCUAUUGACCCAUAUCCACAGCAAAUCCUCGACCUUGGCACUGGCACAGGCAUCUGGGCAAUAGAUAUGGCAGAAGAAUAUCCUUCUGCUAUUGUUGUUGGUACCGACCUUUCGCCAAUCCAACCAAACUGGGUACCGCCUAAUUGCAAGUUCAUGGUCGAUGAUAUGGAGGAGGACUUUUGCUGGUCGGACAAUCACUUCGACUAUAUCCAUAUUCGUGGACUCCACGGUACGAUCCGGAACUGGCCACGGCUAUACAGGCAGUGUUUGCGCGUCCUCAAGCCAGGAGGUUAUAUAGAACAUGCGGAGUACUCAGCACAAUUCACAACAGAUGACGACUCGGUCCCUUCAGAUGGGGGCGUCGCUGCCUGGAAUGCGGUAGGACCAGAAUGUCAUGAAGUGCUCAAAACCGAAUUGCAAGUCCUGGAGAAAACGGCAGACAAUCUGAGGGCGUCAGGCUUCUCUGACGUUGAACAGCAUGGCUUUAAAUGGCCUAUAGGUACUUGGCCUAAGCGGAAGGAGCUGAAAAAAUUGGGCCGCCUCGCGUAUGCUCAUAUCGAUACUGGGCUGGAAAACUGGACAUUGCGCUUAUUGACAAGUGUCCUGGGCUGGAGCGCAGAGGAGGUGUAUGUGCUAUGUGCCAACGUUCGACAGGAUUUAUGCAACUCAAAAGUCCAUGCAAUUCACAAAAUGAAUGUCGGUUGGGGUAGAAAGGCGAGUUAA
Lithohypha guttulata is the source of this 987-nucleotide messenger RNA. RefSeq lists its product as uncharacterized. NCBI's taxonomy places the organism in Eukaryota, Fungi, Ascomycota, Eurotiomycetes, Chaetothyriales, Trichomeriaceae. Gene Ontology annotation, molecular function: methyltransferase activity. The transcript has 2 exons. The coding region runs from base 1 to 987 and encodes 328 amino acids. The record is from RefSeq and is a predicted model, not a curated record.